Musa acuminata AAA Group (dessert banana) is the source of this 2773-nucleotide messenger RNA. RefSeq names its product pentatricopeptide repeat-containing protein At2g06000-like. NCBI's taxonomy places the organism in Eukaryota, Viridiplantae, Streptophyta, Magnoliopsida, Zingiberales, Musaceae. The transcript has 2 exons. Gene Ontology annotation, molecular function: protein binding. The record is from RefSeq and is a predicted model, not a curated record. Bases 163 to 1818 code for a protein of 551 amino acids.
CCCCUCCAUUUGCUAUUCCCUUUUGUUGGCACAUCUGUCUGCCCUAAUCGUGCUAUGUUAUUACUCACCAAGGAGGGAUGAGAACACCACUCUCUCUUCACGCCCAUUUGUCGCGCUCUCGCCCACGGCCAUGAGGAGCGACCGCAUCGCCGGCCUCGUUAAAUGUUCCCCCGCGCCCCGCCGUACCAUAUCGUUGUGAGCCGUCACCAGCGCCACCUUCUAUUCCCCCUCCUCUCCCCCCGCCGCUGCCCCUUCUCGGGCGCCUCCGGCUCCGGCCCCGACCCUACCGACCUGUGGAUCGCCAAACUCGUCUCCACCGUUUUCCACCUCUCCCCUUCCCCUGCCAUUGCCGCCGACCGGAUCGCCCCCAUCCGCCACCUCCUCUCCCCUUCAGUCGCCCUUGCUGCCCUCCGCCGCCACGCUGACCCCCUGUCCGCCCUUGCAUUCUUCGAGCUUAGCUGCUCCGCUUUUGGGAUCACCCACUCUGCUGCCGCUUUUAGAUUCGUGAUCCGCUCUCUGUGCCAAUCGGGUUUCCAUGAUGACGCACUGAAGGUGUUUGAUCAAAUGGCUAACGAGGGGCAUGGUAUAGAGGAGUCUUUCCUCGAGUUCUUGGCCGUUUCUUGUAUUGAGUCCGGUAAAUUGGACCUAGCGGUGGGAUUGCUUGGUAGAGCUUCUGAAUUCAGCUGCCGGUAUCAAUCUUACACUUUAAAUAAGCUACUGAGUCUUUUAGUUGGAAGAAACCUAGUGAACGAUGCUGUCCUUUUUCUAAGGCAGCAUUUACAUUCAGAGUUUUUGACUCCUGAUACUUGUAGCUUCAACAUAGUCAUAAAGGGACUUUGUAGAUUGGGUGACAUAGAUGCAGCAUUCAAUUUUUCUGAUCAAAUGAGGAGCUUUGGGUGCUCGCCUGAUAUGGUGACACACAACACUCUUAUUGAUGGGCUUUGUCGAGCCAAGCAGCUUGAUAGAGCACAGGAGCUUUUACAGAGAAUUCAGUUAGAUGGUUCGAGCUUGCCAAAUGUGGUGACAUACACAUCUGUCAUCUCUGGUUAUUGCAAAAUGGGCAAGAUGGAAGAGGCAUUGGGGGUCUUCAGUGAGAUGACUGGUGCUGGGAUAAGACCCAGCAGGGUAACAUACAAUGUUCUUAUCGAUGGAUAUGGUAAGGUAGGUGACAUGCUGUCAGCUGUUUCAGUGUAUGAGAGAAUGUUGGCUUCUGGCUGUCCUCCUGAUGUCGUUACUUUUACUUCAUUGAUUGAUGGGUAUUGCCGAAGUGGAUGGCUGGAUGAUGCAAUGAAGCUCUGGAACGAGAUGAGUCAGAGAGAAUUAAAGCCCAAUGCAUACACCUAUGCUGUUGCUAUAAAUUCAUUUUGCAGGAUGAAUAGGUUAAAUGAGGCAAGGAAACUUCUGAAGGAACUGAAAGGGAGGAGAGAUGUUAUGCCACAUGCCUUCAUUUACAAUCCUGUUAUUGAUGGGCUGUGUAAGUGUGGUCGUGUGGAUGAGGCUAAUGUGGUUGUCUUAGAAAUGGAGGAAAGGAGGUGUAAACCUGACAAGUUUACUUACACUAUACUUAUAAUUGGGCACUGCAUGAAGGGGAGGAUGGCGGAAGCCAUAGCCCUUUUCCAGAAGAUGGUCUCUUCUGGCUGUACUCCAGAUAGCAUAACAGUUAAUUCUUUAGUAUCAUUUCUUCUGAAGGCUGGGAUGCCCAAUGAGAUCAACAAGAUAAUGCUUACUGCAUCUGAAAGGUACAUAGGAUUGGACAAACCAUGUCAAGAGAUUCCUUCAUCGCUUGGAAAAAGCAUGGGUAUUUCAGUGGCUAUGUAAGCAAAGUGUGUUUCCAAGCUGAACUGCUGAAAGAUAAUAAUUACAGGAGUUUGGGAGGUUUUCGUAUCCCACAUUUAACCAAGCCAUCCAACUAGGCUGAAAAUGCAUGGUAGUCAUGGAAACAUUGCUAUCGUCACAAGACUUCAUUUUGGGCCUGUCUCUAUGCAAUAUCAAGAACUGAACAUUUUGGUAAAGGAAAAAUAAGUGGAUUGAGACAUUCUGCUUUGUUUUUAAGUGGAUUGAGGCAUUCUGCUUUGUUUUCUUUCUCUCUUUAAAAGCAUUCUGUCAGCACACGGCAUCAUGUUGUCUGUCACCCGUUCACAUAAUUGAGUUUCCAUGCGAAAAAAUUGACAGUUAAUGUGGAGACAAAAGAUCUGUCUAGAGCAGAGAAAUGUGAAUCAUUGUCAACCCAGCAUGUUUAAGAUCUUAUAGAGUUAACUGCCAUUAUGUCUUGAAUAAGAUGAUGAUACAUUGGAUGAAAAAUGUUUCACUAAGAACUUUUCUGUACAAAAAGCCUGUGACCACAAACAAAGCUUCGAAUUUGGAGUAAGAUUUACAGGGAGCUUUUGUUAAGGAACUGAGGAAUUCACAUUGGAAUUACAGAAAGUUUUUGGGAUUUGUUUUACCUCAAUGGAGCUACUAAUAUCUCUUUUUUCUCCUUAUUUUAUGGUUUUCUGAGGAAGCCAAUUCUGACUCUAUAUUGAGAAACUUCCAAGACAAUAUCUGGUACUAGGUUGAGGAACUUUUGAAAAGAUUCUUAGUCAUUAACUCCCUGUCUAGCAUCAUGGCUUGUGGACUUGGGUCUGUAAACCUUUUGUAACAACAAUAAUCUUUGCUCCCAGACUCUGAUGCUAAAUUUGUUGCCCGAAGUUUUGUUUUGAUCCGUAUGUGUACAUCAGAAAUUUUUUUUCCUUUAAGAGUCUGAAUCAAUCAAAGGAAUCUUGCCUGUUCCUGA